Messenger RNA from Alligator sinensis (Chinese alligator), 2988 nucleotides. RefSeq names its product cytochrome P450 2S1-like. Bases 1784 to 2878 code for a protein of 364 amino acids. Gene Ontology annotation, cellular component: cytoplasm; intracellular membrane-bounded organelle. The record is from RefSeq and is a predicted model, not a curated record. The transcript has 3 exons. Gene Ontology annotation, biological process: xenobiotic metabolic process. NCBI's taxonomy places the organism in Eukaryota, Metazoa, Chordata, Crocodylia, Alligatoridae. Gene Ontology annotation, molecular function: oxidoreductase activity, acting on paired donors, with incorporation or reduction of molecular oxygen, reduced flavin or flavoprotein as one donor, and incorporation of one atom of oxygen; heme binding; iron ion binding.
CCCUGCUCCAACCACCGGACCCCACUGCCCCCCCAGAGUUAACUUCAUGAACCAACUCCAUACGUUAAUUGACCUAACUUAGCUAACCGGAGCAAUUAACUAAAUUAAUUGACUGACCCAACAAACCUCGUGGGCUUUAUUAAAUCAACCGUUGAUUAUUCAAUGAUUAACAGUUUUUAUUAACUCUACUAACUUAGUUAACUAACUUGAAUAACUCCAUCACUUAACCUAAUUGGCCUAACUAACUUAGGUGGCUCAAAUUAAUUAACUGGUCUAACUCGACAGGCUUUGUUAAAUCGAGUAUCAAUCAAUUUAUUAAAUCUAUCCAGAAAUAAGUAAACUUAUUUAAUAAAUCUAUUUGUUGAAUCAAUUAAGCUGGCACAAUCAACUAACUAAAUUAAUUAACUGGUUUAACUAAGUCAAUCGGCUUUAUUAAAUGAAUUAUCAAUCAAUUUAUUCAAUGUAAUAAAUCAAAUGAUCAAUCAGUCACUACUGAUUUUAAUUAAUUAUCUAUUAACUCGAUUAACUUAAUUGACUUAACUAACUUGAUUAAUUGGCUUAAUUAACUGCAUUUUACAUUCCCCCACCAUUUUACAUUGGGGGGCGGGGAGGGAGGAGUGCAUUAAUGCACCUGAAUUUUGCCCAGGAAACAAGUUCAGCCCUGGGAAAUAUGUACGUCAGGUCAUUAAUGCCCCUGUCCUUAGCAAGGGAAAUAAAGGCAUUAAUUAAUUAAUUAAUAGGCCACUGUGACGCAGGGGAAAUGAUUCAAUUAACACACCUAUAUUUUUGCAUAAGGAAAUCAGUCCAUGAGCACAGUCCUGCUGUGCAGGAGAGGCAGCUUCAUUAAGGAUGCACCUAUAUUUUGCAUAUUAAUUAGCAUGCUACUGCAACCGGUGGGAAAUCAAUGCAUUAAUUAAUAAGCCCCUGUUGGUCAUGGGGGAAUGAAUCCCUUUGUUGAUUAACGGGGGACGCCGGCGUGCCAAGGUCCAUCGGAAAGCACCACGUUAAGGGAUGGGCCUCUACCACGCCUGGGGGAUGAAUCCAUUGAUUCAUUAAUGAAUGCCCCCAUAUAUGGCAUGGGAUAUUAAUUGAUCCAUCAACUAAUUACCGCACGUAUCAUUUGCAUGGGACAUUAACCAAUCAAUGACGGCCCCUGCCUGCACCCUGGGGGCGCUUGUACACGUUACGCGUCGUGGGAGACCAAUAGGCUCAAUCAGUGCCUGUGUUUUUGCAUGGGAGAUUAAUCUGCUCGUUAAUCCACUGGUUACUUAAUCACCUCCUUGAUGCCCCCCGACACACACACACACACACACACAGAGGCAUCACCUCAAAUCACAACCAAAGGUCCUGGCCCAUGCGGGAAGCUGAUCAGGGGUCAGAGGUGCAGGGGGGGUUGGGGUCAUGCUGAUAUGGGUCGUUGCCCCCCCAGGAGCGCGGGAAGGCGGACACGGAGUUCGGGGACGAGAACCUGGUGGCUCUGGUCCAGUCCCUGUUCACGGCGGGCACCGAGACAACCAUCAACACCCUUCAGUUCAGCCUCCUCGUGCUCUGCAAAUACCCUGACGUGCAAGGUGGGGGGGCUGUGGGGGUCCAUCCCGCCUCCUGCCAGGCCGCAGAUGUACAGCGUUGUGCACCUACCCAGGAGCCUGGGGGUCUGGGGCGGGGGGAAGUCUGCGCCCCACCCCCCCCCCCCCCCGGGGCGCUGCAGGCUGGAGGGUGGCCUGGAGGUGGCUCUAAAAGUGUGUGUGUGUGUGUGGGGGGGGUUUGCAAAGGAUUGUGGGUGAUGCCUCUGCCCUGGCAUGCAAGGUGCACACACAGCCCAAGGGCUGGGGACACGCGCAGAGGACCCAGGUGUCCAGGAUUACGUGCACACACAACCCAGGUGUCCAAGGAAUGCAUGGAUGUACACACACACGCACACACACACGCACACAAAGAGAAUCCAAGCACAUGCACUCCUGCACACGCACACACAUACCUCCAGGCGUGUGGAACAUACACACACAGGCACACAUGUGCAUGCACAUGUGCACACACACCUCCAGCCCAGGUAUCUGGGACACACACACAUAUAUGCACACACAUGGAGACUAGCACGCAAAUGUAUGCACACAGACGCAACCCAAGUGUGCAGGACACAUGCAUGCAGAGCACCCAGGCGCCUGUGACAUGCACACAAAAGACCCAGGCGUCCGGGACAGGCACGCGCCCGUGCACACGCAGAGAACCCCGGCAGGCACCCGGGACGUGCACGUGCAGGCACACGCCCCUCCUCCCCCCACACAGCCCGCGUGUCUCCGCAGCCCGGAUGCGCCAGGAGCUGGACGCGGCCGUGGGCCGGAGCCGCGCGCCGGGGGCCGAGGACCGCGCCCACCUGCCCUACGUGCUGGCCGUGCUGCACGAGCUGCAGCGCUACCUCGACCUGGUGCCCGGCGCCUGCCCCACGCCACCACCCAGCCCCUCGUCCUGCGCGGGCACCACCUGCCCCAGGGAAGCGCGCCUGCCCCGGCGAGGACCUGGCCCGGCUGGAGCUGCUCCUGUUCACCACCACCCUGCUGCAGAGCCUGGAGCUGGAGCUCGCGGGGCCGCCCGACGCCAUCGACUUGCGCGCCCUGCGCCGCGCCUUCCGCGGGUCCAGCCUGGCCUUCCAGCUCCGCGCCCGGCCCCGGCCCCGGCCCCUCUAGGCCCUGGUCCCGGGGCCGAGCCCCCGUGUCCUGCCGGGACCAGCCGCGCGCGGGAAUUAAAGCGCUUGUGUCAAACCUCUGGUGUCCUUGUCUCCCUGCUGCCGGCUCGGGGAGAGCCUCCCGGGGUCCUAGGAAUGGCGGGGCAGAGCCCAGACUCCUUCCCCCAUGGAGGCCAUGCCGGGGGGGGGCCUUGACCCCCGUGCCACUGUCCUGUCCCCGUCCCCUUCCCCCUCUCUGGAUCCUGCUCCCCUCCCAGGUGUCCGGGCUCCUGGCCUCCCCCCACCCUAACCAUUGCACCCCACUC